UUUCAUUUUCAGACAUGGCAAGCCUAAAGCGACUAACACCAAUCAUUCGUCCGCUUCAUAAAGCGUGCACCAGCCCUUUCUCGAGCACCCCGGCUCGUACUGUACAAGUGGUGUCUUUUGACGCAAAUGACACCCUGAUUGCUGAUGGAGAACCAUUCAACGAGGUCUACACACGAGUUGCUGAAAAAUACGGGAUCAAUGUGAAUUCGGCCGCUGUUGCUGCAUCAUACCCGAAAUAUUGGAAGAAUUUGUGCAAUAGUCACCCGUGCUUUGGAUUCAGCUCCAUUGGUGACUUUGAAUGGUGGAAGCGAAUUGUAAUCGGAUGCCUGCAAGAGGGAUGCUCUACAAAAAUUGAAGAAGAGAAAGGAGAAAAGAUCGCUCAUGAUUUAUUUGAUUUCUAUGCUGAAGGUAGCGCAUGGAGGCUCACUGAUCCUAAGUUGAAGUCCGUCCUCAAAGAACUGCGUGAUAACGGAGUGGGCAUCGUGAUUGUAUCGAAUUUCGAUUGUCGUUUAAAGAAAAUUCUACAAGACAUGGGCCUCUACGAACUGUUUGACAUGGUCGUGGCCAGCGGAGAAGUGGGUGUGGAAAAACCAAACCCGGAUAUUUUUGAGCUGGUCCUGCAACGAUACCACCUACACGAUGCGUCGCAAAUGCUGCACAUUGGGGACAAUGUGCAAAAGGACUUCCGAGCGGCCAAACAGUUCGGGGCCAGUGCCCUUCUGUUCGACCCCCUUUCGGUCAACGCUGAAGUGUCGAGCGCUGACAAAAUUACGUCUUUCUCGGAGCUAAGGGUCGAGUAGGAGGAACGACUUUCCUGGAAUUUUUUACAAAAAUGCCAAAUUAUUUGUGACCUUAUCCCAAUGAGCUUUCUUUCUUUGCGCGCAUUCCAUGCGAAAUGUACAAAGUUGUACAAAUAAUAAUUUAUUUUUCUCGUGUCGUCCGAGACAAUCACUGCAUUUGAUUGUUUCUUGUAUAUAGUCCUAAGC
Messenger RNA from Cylicocyclus nassatus, 986 nucleotides. Lineage: Eukaryota; Metazoa; Nematoda; Chromadorea; Rhabditida; Strongylidae. The record is from the annotation of a GenBank genome assembly.